Gambusia affinis (western mosquitofish) is the source of this 2971-nucleotide messenger RNA. RefSeq names its product GTPase IMAP family member 8-like. The transcript is spliced from 3 exons. NCBI's taxonomy places the organism in Eukaryota, Metazoa, Chordata, Actinopteri, Cyprinodontiformes, Poeciliidae. Gene Ontology annotation, molecular function: GTP binding. The record is from RefSeq and is a predicted model, not a curated record. The coding region runs from base 11 to 2830 and encodes 939 amino acids.
ACAUCCAGUAAUGAAACAUCAAAGACAAGCUGCUCCAGCUUCUGGUGCUGGCCAACAUCUCAGAGUCAUGCUGUUUGGAGCGACUCUGUCCACCAAGACUCAACUCUGCAACUUCAUCAUUGGGAAAAAAAGUUUUUCAGCCUCGUCCCUUCAGGCCAAGCCAGUGGAGUGGGGGAAGUGGAAUGGAAACGACAUCAUUAUUGUAACGACUCCAGAGAGUCAGAAGGGAAAAGUGGUGAAAGAGGAGCUGAGGAGCUGCAUGGAUCUCUGUCCUCCUGGACCAAAUGUUCUGCUGCUGCUGGUGAAACCUUCAGACUUCACAGAGAAAGACAGACAGACUCUGAAGGCCACCCUGAGUUUGUUUGGUGAAGACGCAUUUAAACACUCAAUGAUCGUCAUAACUGAAGAAGGAAAUGAAACUAGUUUUUCUUUUAAUUCAUUGAUCAGGGAAUGUGAAGGUCGACUGUACAAAAUGACCGAGAAUAAUCUCCAGAGACUAAUGGUGAAGAUUGAAGACAUUGUGAAAAGAAACAGAGGUGCCUUUCUGACCAUGAAGGAAGAUAAAGUGGCAUCAAAACGUGACGAAACUCUUCGUCCUUUAAACCUGGUUCUGUUUGGUCCAAAUGGAUCCCUGAAGGCGUCAGCAGCCAAGGUCAUUCUAGGUCACCAGGAUCUUCCUUCAGAGUGUGUCAGGAAGCAGGGAGAGGUGUUUGGACGUGGGGUUUCUCUGCUGCAGCUGCCUGCCUUGGAUGGAAAAGCUCAGCAGGAAGUGAUGGAGGAAUCCUUCAGGUGUGUCUCCCUCUGUGAUCCUGAGGGUGUCCACGCCUUCAUCCUGGUCCUACCUGUGGGUCCCCUCACUGAUGAAGACAAGGGAGAGUUACACACCAUCCAGGACACAUUCAGCUCUAGAGUCCAUGACUUCACCAUCAUCCUCUUCACCACAGAGUUGGAUCCUGAACAUCCAGAUGUUGUUAGAUUUAUUAAACGAGACAAAGACAUCCAGGAUCUCAUUAAGAGAUGUGGAAGAAGGUAUAUUGUUGUCAAAAGCAGUGACAGGAAACAGUUCUCCACUGUAAUACAGUUUGUGCAAAAAGUACAACAGAGCAGCUUCACAUCAGAGACGCUUUCAAAAGCCUUCAUGAAUAAAAUUAUACAACAAGAGAAAAACAUCACCGAACUGCAGACACGACUUUCCACUCUGUCAGCAGAAACUGGCUUUACUGGAAAUAAGAACCAGCGGCGACACGAGUGUCUGAGGAUCGUUCUGAUAGGGAAGACUGGCUGUGGGAAGAGCUCCUCUGGAAACAACAUACUGGGCAGAAACCAGUUUGAAGCCAGAACAAGCCAGAAGUCAGUGACUAAGGAAUGUCAGAAAGACGUGAGUGAGGUGGCCGGCCGUCCUGUUGCUGUGGUGGACACGCCCGGCCUGUUCGACAACAAUCUAACACAUGAAGAAAUAAACAGAGAGUUGCUGAAAUGUCUGAGUCUGCUGGCGCCAGGCCCACAUGUGUUCCUGGUGGUGGUGAGCCUCGCAGGGAGACUCACUGCAGAAGAGAAAACCACAUUAAAACUGAUCAGAGAAAGUUUUGGGAAAAAUUCAGAAAGGUUCACCAUCAUCCUUUUUACUGCAGGAGAUUAUCUGAAAGGAGAAAAAUCCAUCGAAGAUUUUAUAGAAGAGGACUGUGAUGAAUCCUUUCAGAAGCUGAUUGAUGACUGUGGGGGGAGAUAUCAUGUGUUUGACAACACAAAGACCAGAAACCGCAGACAAGUUACAGAGCUGAUCAGAAAGAUCGACAGCAUGGUGGAUAAAAACGGCUGCUUCACUAACGAUCUGCUACAGGAGGCUGAGAGGGCGAUAGAGAAAGAGAUUCAGAGAAUCCUGAAGGAGAGAGAGGAAGAAAUGCAGCUUCAAAAGAAGGAACUAGAAGGAAAAUACCAGAAGGAAAAGGAGGACUUUGAAAGAAAACUGAAAGAAGAAAGAGCAAAAACUGAACAAGAGAUGAAGCAGCAAGAUGAAAAAAUGAAGAAGAUUGAGAAACAUGUUGAGAAUACGCCUGGAGAAAAGAGGAAAGACCAAGAAGAGAGAAGAGAAGAAGAAACCAGAUGGAAACGAGAGAGAAACGUUGAGAUGGAAGAUCCUAAUGAAUUAGAAAAUCUAUAUGAAGAUGUUUCUGAUUACUGUAAAAAUGACAAAAUGCCAGAAAGUAAAAGUGAAACUCAAGAGGCUUUGGAAAAAAAGAUCAAAUCUAAAAGGGAGAAAUGGGAACAAAAAGACAAACAGUGGCAAGAGGAGGAAACAAGGCUUGUUAAUGAUUAUAAAGAAGAGAUUACAAGACAUAAACACGAUAAUGAAAAAAGAGAACAACUGGAGGCCCAAUACAGGCAGGGAUUAGAAGAAAUGUUCAAGAGGAAAUUAGAGAAACUUAGAGAAACGUACGAGGAGGAAGCAAGAGAAAACGCUGAAGAGCUGAAUGACUUCAAAGAGAAAUACAUGAAAGAAUUUUCACAUCAGAAACAGCAGCAUGAAAAACAACUGAAGGGCAAAGAUAAAGAGUUUAAUAUGCUAAUUGCCCUCAAGGAGUUUAAUGACAACCAAACUAGAAUCAAACAUAGAAAGGAAAUUAAUGAUGUGGUGAAAUGUGUGACCAAAAACAAAGAGAAUCUGAAAAAGAUCCAGAAUAUUCUGUCAAAACAAGAACAGGAGAUGAAAAAGGCAAAAAGUCAAGAGGAAAUGACAGAACUGUGCAAAACUCACGACAGAAAGAUCAGCGAUCUGAUUCAGCAAAUUCUGGAGGAAAGUGACCAAAAAACUAGAUGCUUUAUCUCCUGAUGUAAAACAGACUGAAACAAUCAAACAAACUGUUUAUUCAGGUGGAAACGUUCAGAUUAUUAUUUCAGAUAAUUAACAGAUUCAGUCUAUAGGAACUAAUUUAGUUCUUUUGUUCAUUUUCUUUCUUUCUCUUCUUUUGUA